Messenger RNA from Procambarus clarkii (red swamp crayfish), 7385 nucleotides. Its product is annotated as synaptotagmin-15. Gene Ontology annotation, cellular component: exocytic vesicle; plasma membrane. Gene Ontology annotation, biological process: regulation of dopamine secretion; synaptic vesicle endocytosis; regulation of calcium ion-dependent exocytosis. Gene Ontology annotation, molecular function: syntaxin binding; calcium ion binding; phosphatidylserine binding. NCBI's taxonomy places the organism in Eukaryota, Metazoa, Arthropoda, Malacostraca, Decapoda, Cambaridae. The record is from RefSeq and is a predicted model, not a curated record.
UCCUGAAUUCUGUCGAUCCAUUAAUUAAUUGGUCUUUGUGUCGAAUUAGUUGCAAAAAAAUUCGUGCCUCGCAAGCUGGAAACUGUCAACGGAUAGUCUCCGGGAAAUCCAUACUGGAAGUGAGACAUAUACUGGACCGUGCCAUCCUAACCUGACCUUUGUAGCGAUGGACAUUUGCAUCAUGUGUGAGAGUUAGUUCAAGUGUGUCGAGGAAGAAUUACGUGAUGCCUGGCUGAGCUUUCGUCUACACUAGUACUCUAAUUAGUGCAUUCGUUUCUCCUCUUCACUAGUACGUCACUUGGGGACAAGUCUUGCGGGUUGAUCUUCGCUAAGAGCAUGAGUGCGCUUAUCACCUCUCCAUUGUAAACGAACCUCAAACUCUGUCAAUUUGCAGUUCACUGAUAAAUUUCCAGCAAAUAGCUACAUAAAUAUACAUACCAGGAUACAUACAUAAUUAUACAGUUAUGAUAUUGAAGAGGUCGUUAUAUAUUAUUGAUAAAGAUUUAGCAUUUUAAUUACUCGCACAAUAUCUGUGAUACCCGUGAAGAGCCUGCUUCUCGCGGGUGUUUGAAGGUCCACACGAGUGCCUAAGUAUCCCCUCCGAAGCCUUGCCAGCUGCGCCAGCUGUUCCCAAGCUCCGCCAGCUGCCCCAAAGCUGCAUCAGCCGUUUCCAAGCUGCGCCAGUUCCCCCAAAGCUGCCCCAGCUGUUCCCAAGCUCCGCCAGCGGUUGCCAAGCUCUGCCAGCUGCCCCAAAGCUGCAGCAGCUGUUCCCAAGCUCCGCCAGCUGCCCCAAAGCUGCAGCAGCUGUUGCCAAGCUGCGCCAGCUGCCGCCAGACCAUGGAGGAGUCCUCGUCAGAGCGUCUCUCCCCCAUCUCCGCCUACCUCAAGCUCUCGCGGGAGCCCAUCCGGCGCCACCACUCCCUCAAGUACAUCUUCAACGGGGAGGCUGUGGUCAAACGCCUUCAGGACGGGCUCCCGCACCCCGCCCUCAGUGUCUUCAGGUCUCCCGCACCUCUGCGACAGGACCCGUCACCACUCCCUUACUAGACUGAAGGACAUCACCGCCUCCGUCCUGCCCGCCAGGUCCCGGGAGGUCGCCUUCACCGUUCCCCCGACGGUGUCACCGUUGUCGCCCCGGCGUGGGUUGGGAGAGUCGUCGCCCCUCUUCCCCAGGAGGAUGGGCUCUGGGGACACCACUCCUGUAGGCAGCGCAGCAGGCAGCGAGUAUGGGGGCGACUCCCGCACCACCACCCCCUCCCCGGGACCCUUCAGGGGAUCCUUCUCCGAACCCUCCACCACAGCAGGGGCGACCUGCAGCCUGGGGGCCAUCAACCCAGAGCUAUACAAGACGGACGAGCUGGAGGGCGAGCUGGACCAGUACCCUGAUGACCACAUCGGACGAGUUUGGCUUCAGCUGGAGUACCACACCGACGCCGAGAAGCUCCUCGUCACGCUCAUCAAAGCAAAGAAUCUGCCUAGUCGUCUCAUUGGCUCCAUCAACUCCUGUGAUCCUUACGUCAGACUGUUCCUGAUGCCCGACGAGCGCCGGUACCUACAGACCAAGAUACGGAAGAAGACCUGCAACCCAAGAUUUGACGAGACGUUUGGCUUCCAGAUAACGGCUAAGGAGCUGGAGGAGAGAGCUCUCAAGUUAACCUUCUACGACGUCGAUAGAGACAAGAAGCACCAGGUCAUUGGCCAUGUUCUCUUCCUGCUUAAGGACCUGCACGCGCUGGAGGGGAAGAAGAUGCUGCGGCGGGACCUGGAGCGGGAGGUGAGCCUGAGCCCUCGGGAGCUGGGGCAGGUGGAGCUCUCCCUCUGCUACAACGACAACCUCGAGCGUCUCACCGUCACCGUCGCCGACACCAAGCAGCUCAAGGUCGACAAGGAGCUACAACAGGAGAAGAAUGAGUUUCAAGCUCGAAUAGCCCUCAUGCAGCAGACAAAGAUAACCAAGAGCAAGAAGACCGGGGUUGUGAAGAGCUCCGAUUCGCCUUCCUUCAAUGAGAGUUUCCACUUCAAGGUGGCCCCGGACGCCCUAGACACCACAGCUGUUAGCGUGAUCAUCACCGUGGGCAGGAAGGCAGAUAACGUGGUGGGCCGCGUGCAGCUGGGCUCCUUCAUGUUCUCCAGGGGCAGGGCUCUCGAGCACUGGAACCUCAUGCUCUCUAAGAGUCGUCAGCACGUCAAGCAGUGGCACACUCUCACUUAGGUCUGCUGGUUCUCUUCCGCUCUCUACUGGCUCCCUCUCACUCACCUGCAAAAGCCUUUUAAAAGUGCCAGUGCCUGCCUGGCCAGGGGGUCCAUCUGUGCCGUCCGCCAGGCAGAUCUCGUGGGAUCGUAGCGUCACCAGCGCCCAACGCACAAUAUCAUCCACACCUUCACCUGAUGCCUACGUCUGGGGGGGACUAAUGUACCUUCGUGCCAUUGCCGCUAGUGUUAUUACUGACUAGAAAAUAUUACGAGGCUUAAACUUUGCCAUAUAGAUAUCAUUUUAAGACAAUAAGUGUUUUGCAAGCUUUACAUCACCAGCCGUGUACGACACAGUUCAGCCGUGUUACCCUUCACGGGAUGCUACACCCUUCACUACUCCAACAUUACAGAAAAUGUAUAAAAUAUGAACAUCUGAAUGGGUUACUUUCCCUUAUAUCUUUGUAGCCUUUACGGCAAAAGCUUAUAGACACGGUAACCUAAAAAUGACGGAUAUAACCUUACGUAAUGACUACCACAACCUUACCUAAUGAGUACCACAACCUUACCUAAUGACUACCACAACCUUACCUAAUGACUACCGCAACAAAUAACACAUUAUAAAGUACCAUCCAUACCUAGCCAUAUCCUUCAAUGUAAUUAGCCUCCCUGUAGUUGCCGCUUGCUUGACUUUCAACUAGUAACAGCCAUUCAGACUACCGGGUCUUUAAGCAUUUACACAUACAACAGUUGUGAAAAAAUGCAAUUGUUUAACGCAAUGAAUUUAUGAAAUUAUUAUGAUUGAUGCCUAAAGGGUUUGAAUGCAAAGUCAAAUUUAUUGGGCAUCAUAUAAUUCUCACCUGUUGUUGGCAACACUGAAUUUGUGAUGUGACACGAAUUACGAAACCAUUAACCACCAUGUAUGGCUGUGAAACAUAGGUGUUAAUGGCUGGAUUGUUUCGACCCAUUCUUGGAAAGACUGUACUUCGUACCACUGUUAUUUUGAAUUAGCGUUGGUGCAUGUGAAUGUGUUAUUCAUUUAUACAGUAGGCCUGUAUUUCCCCUAGGUGGUGCUAUUGUUUGCUAAAGAAACAUUUAUAACUAAUCUGUUCUCAUAGAACAGACUAGAUUUCUAUAUACGGAGCCGAAAAGACCACACUGAAUGUUCUAUUCUUUUAAAAUAAUUUGUUCACGUCACUAACUAGCUUUGCAUUCUACCAUGAAAAAAUAAAAGAGGCGGUGCAGGGUCGGUCACACCGCUGGGCAGGAGAUGGCAAUAUUAGGCGUUAAGAGAAAGACUCCUAAAGUGUUAGAAUUUGAAGGAUAUUAAGAUAACAACUUCACUGUUUAAUGAACGUGAAUAGUUUUCCCAACUCUUGCCUCAAUACACGAGUUCUUUCUAACAAUCAACGAAAAAUCCUCGUUGAUAUUGGAGAACAGUUGUUGUCUCCUGGCCUCAGAGAAUUGGUCGACUUUAACGGACACCACCACCAUGCCCAUCCCGAAGAAAUUUCUGUUAUAGUUUGUCGUCGUAAUUAAUUUCUCAAAACUGUAGGUAAUUUUCCACGGCUACAAAGAUUUCUCAUUAGUGUACUGCAAAUUUGAGUUGUGUAGUGCUAGACAAUAUUUCAAUUAAAGUGAGAUGUGAUCACAAUGUCUUUUUACUAGGCUUCUUUGUGGUAUGUCACCGAGUCGGUUACAGUUCAUCAUCCCGCGUCUCUAGACGUGCUGCACACCAAGUGUUUACACCAAGCAAUGUUUGCAUGCACUCAUAAUUAUUUACAUCACAUACAAAUAAAUGUUCAUUAUCCCCCUUGCCAGGCUCCCAUAGAUAUUAACACCACAGCUAUCCAUUGUUAUUUACAUCACAGGAAAACGUUCGUAAGCUCACUAUCUAUAUGUUCACAAAUAAUUCUGAGGCACUUACUCCUCGUUCACCACCAGUUCUUUGGUUCACUUGAAGAAAAAAUUUCCUCAAUUACCGCGCUGCGGUGAUUCAUAACGCCUUUCUGAAGCAUACAGAUUCACGCACCUACAACAACUCCCACUCCUGUUACCUCAGUAACAACAAGUUAUAUGUCCCUCAGCACCAGGUCACUAUUACGAAGGUCCAAAGCCACCAACCACGUCGUUCCGCGGUCUUAAUAUCAAUUUAUUCUUCUUCUUCUCAGUAUGCGACUUAACUACUGCAGACCUGACGAUGGCUCUCAACAGUCCCAGAUAGCAAAAGGACACUUAAAUAAUCGCUCUAGCAAACCAUUAACUUUAUUUGAGUGUCCUUGGUGGUUUACAAUCAUCCUCAAGACCGUACUAACUAUAGUGAUGGUCUUAAUGGGUCUUUUUCGUUUACAAACUCGACUCCUGCUGGAUUCCGACCUAUCACAGUCUCCCUACUGUUGUGUCGUCACCUCGCUUACGGUAUUCACGGUUGUGAUUGGUCGACUUGACCUAAUUAAAUGGUCUUUCUUAACGGCACGUAAGCAUUGUUUUUGUCUCCAUAGAGUAAAGUCAUUCUCGCGAAAAACAUCCUCAUUAACACUGGCGUGACAAUUUAAAAAACAACUGCCAACAAUAAUGUUUCUAUAAUUGUAAUGGAGACACGUAAUCAUACAAAUCUAAGUCAUUACAUCAGGAGAGCAGCGUGUGUAACAAGUGUACAGCUGUCGAAUUACAGAGAACUGGCUUGGUGUUGAUAUAAAGCUCCGGAGGAUAAUAAAGGCCACCACAAUAACUUACUGAUCUACCAGCAAGUAUACUUCAUUCCUGAACAUAAUUGACCACUAAAGUAAACUUUCAGCAUAUAUAUAUACCCAGAAGAGGGAUAAACCAAAUGGUGUACAUAGAAUAUAUAUCUUCACGAGGACUGGAAAAUGCAGCAAAGCACCAUUUCAUUUACCCUAAGUAUUUCUUUCUCUAAUUUCCAAGAGAUUAAGAAAACAUGACAAAAGGGAGUAAUUUUGUAUGCAAAUUUCUAACACUGAGAUCAAUAUCAGAAUUAAUUUAGUAUAAAAUUCAGUAUUUUCUAGGCAGUGUAAUGAAAUUCAUUUCAUAUAUUGGUUUUUGUCGUUUCCAUAUUAUUAACUCCAAUUUGCAACGAACAAACUCAGAAAAUAAAUAAUUCUCGAACAUUUAAACAAAUUGGUUUGAGGCGUGAUGGUAUGGAAAGAAUGGCGCAGCCUAGCGGUUAAGAUUAGUACACCCUGCCACAGUACGUCACCGCCGUCACUAGCCUAGUCUCCCACCGCCACACCUGGCUAACAUACACCAUAUUAUGUGAGAGUAUUAGUGUAAGGAUACUUUUGACCACCGGAACCUGCCUUUAACCGCGGUAGCUGUUAGUCAUAUGUGUACGUGUAGUUUAUAACUGCAAGGUUAUAUGUGUAUGUGUAAUUUAUAACUGCAAGUUCAUAUGUGUACGUGUAAUUUAUAACUGCAAGAUCAUGUGUAUACAUACGUGUAUUUUUAUGGAUGUUCAAAUUUCCGGAGACAAUUGCUAUAUUUUCAUUUUAAAAUGUAUUAGGUGUUUAGUGUUUAUACAUUUGUAGGGAAUUAUUAACCAAUAUUUCUGUAUUAGUAACACUUAUCUUCCUACAGUUCUGGCAAAAUCGUAAUAUAAAUUAAAUGUACUGCAUUUGUGAGCUGCACCCCGAGGUCCCCUUGGGUUGUGAGGCCCACUACGCCACAGAGUUCCGUAUCCCUCUUGGUCUGUGAGGCUCGCUACCCCCAUAAGGUAGAGGACCUCGGGUCCCACCUGGCUGGUGUAGAUAUAAUAUUAUCGCAUUUGGUGACGGUAUCUUGGUGUGCGUUGCUGCUCAUCAGCCUGGGCUCCAGAGCCUGGGAACCUACAUCCUGGGCUCCAGAGCCUGGGAACCUACAGCCUGGGCUCCAGAGCCUGGGAACCUGCAGCCUAGGAACCCCAUCCUGGGAUCCUUUAGCCUGGGGGAGCCCAUGCUGAGGACCGUCAGCCCGGGCACCCAUCUUGGAAACAUCAAGCCUAGGGACCCCCCAUUCAGGGGGGGCCGCCAGCGUGUCGUUACACAUGCAGUCAACGUUAUGCUAGCCCAUUUAUAUAUUUAAUGUCAUGACAUGUAACUAUGUUACUGAAAGAUAUAACAAUAAAAUGUCUGGAAGUUGAUUGAAAAACCAUUUAGAUAUCAUUGCUAUAACUGCAAUGUUAUAUCAUACAGUACUGUAUUAAUAUAGAAUAUAUAUAUAUAUAUAUAUAUAUAUAUAUAUAUAUAUAUAUAUAUAUAUAUAUAUAUAUAUAUAUAUAUAUAUAUAUAUAUUAGUCAACAAACUUACUAUCCAUUGUGUACGCUUCAGAAAAAUGGAAAUAUGUGUCUUAUAGAUUAUAUUAAAAUAAAGAGUUGUUGCUGUGUGUUAAUAAGGUCUGCUUCAUCGAUCACACGCAAGCUUUGCAGACAAGAAAGUAAACGUUUCGUGCCUACACACAAUUUUUGGUAAAGGUUAGCUAGCUUGAAUUUUGAGUAGAACAAAACUAGAAAGUUGAUUAUCGUUAGGCAGAACAAGACGUGCCUCGGCGCCACCUCUGGCUGGAUGACUGACAGCUAAAGCAGUGUUAAGAAAGACUUCGCAUGAGCGGUGCCGGGCUGGGAAUCCUGGCUGAAACCACUGCCAGCCCGGCCCUACUCUGCCCUGUCCUGCCUUAUCCUGCUCUGCCCUGCCUUAUCCUGCUCUGCCCUGUCCUACCUUAUCCUGCUCUGCCCUGUCCUGCCUUGUCCUGCUCUGUCUUGCCUUAUCCUGCUCUGCCCUGCCCUGUCCUCUCCUGCCUUGUCCUGUUCUCUCCUGCUUUGUCCUGUUCUCUCCUGUCCUGCCCUGCCCAACCCUGCCCGGUUCUGUCUUUUCUUGCCCUACUCAACCGCGCCCUGUCCUGACCUUCACUAUCCUACCCCCGUCUCUUGAUCAUCCCAAAAGGGGGGUAGAAAUAGCCUAAGUUACUCUAUCCCUUUGAGAUGUAUUUAUUGCUUAUCUCAAUAAACAUACUUGAACUUGACCAUCCCUACCCAACCCUGCCUUGUGACUUCUGUCACAAAGGCGGCUCAUGCUGGCGUUGUUCGACAAUUGCACUAGUUGUCCCUACCUUCAUGUUUUCUUUGUGGGCGUAUUGCUCUUGUUUAUGUAAUAAUAUGUAUACAUACGGAUAUAUAUAUAUAAAUACAAUAUAUGUUUAUGUA